GAGCUCAAGCCCCGCCCAGCCCCGCCCCAGGGGGUCCCACGAGCCCAGCGUGGGGCGCGCGCGUGACCUCCGUGAAGGUGGUAACAAGGGCCGCGAACGUUCGGCCUGUGGAACGUGGUGAAUCGGGGAGGGGCCGAACCAGGCUACUGUGACCUCGCGGGGGAGGGGUGGGCUCGGGCCAGCCCCCUUCUCGUGCUGCGUGUAUUGGAGGUCACCCGGCCUCCUGUUGCUGCAGCUGCUCCCAGCCCCACGGAGCUCACUAGGUGCUCCCAGUUCCAGGGGACUCUUCCGAGCUGGUAGGAGCAGGUGCCGGUCUCUCUGCGGGAAAAGGACGUCGCAACCAGUCUUUAAACCAUGAGCUCCCUCACGAUCCACUCCUUCCGGGAGAUGAUGAAAAGCCUGCUGAGCUCAUCCAACUUUGAUCGGGUGUUGAGUAAGAUGACAGUUCUUUCUGCAACUCCUGGAAAGAUUGUUUGUGAAAUGAAAAUAGAGGAGGAGCACACAAACAGAGGUGGCACAUUGCAUGGAGGUUUGACCGCCACACUGGUAGACGUAGUGUCAACAGCAGCAUUGUUGUACACAGAAAGAGGAAUGCCUGGGGUCAGUGUGGAUAUGAACAUUACAUACAUGUCUGCUGCUAAGAUUGGGGAAGAGAUAUUGAUCACAGCUCAGAUUCUGAAGCAAGGAAGAAGUAUUGCCUUUGCCAGCGUGGAUGUAACAAACAAGGCAACAGGAAAGUUGGUAGCACAAGGCAGACAUACUAAAUACCUAGGACAGUAAUAUAAGAAAAUGAUAUCUAAAAAGGAAAGUUUGUGCUUAAGAAGCUAGCAUUGAUUUUUUUUUUCUAUUUUAAGCUGCAUCAAAUUACCACAAUCUGAAGGCAGUUAAAUGAUC
This is a messenger RNA of Mauremys mutica (yellowpond turtle), 894 nucleotides long. It is a transcript of the gene ACOT13, whose product is annotated as acyl-CoA thioesterase 13. Gene Ontology annotation, molecular function: fatty acyl-CoA hydrolase activity. The transcript is spliced from 3 exons. Lineage: Eukaryota; Metazoa; Chordata; Testudines; Geoemydidae. The record is from RefSeq and is a predicted model, not a curated record. The coding region runs from base 355 to 780 and encodes 141 amino acids.